Momordica charantia (bitter melon) is the source of this 1052-nucleotide messenger RNA. Lineage: Eukaryota; Viridiplantae; Streptophyta; Magnoliopsida; Cucurbitales; Cucurbitaceae. The record is from RefSeq and is a predicted model, not a curated record.
UAUCUUUCAUUUUUCUCACAGACUGCAUCCCAUCAGGUACCUUAGACUCCUCUUCACUCUAAGAGCUCUAGUCUCGCCAAUAUGGGUAUUUCUCGUGACUCUAUGCACAAGAGGCGUGCCACUGGAGGCAAGAAGAAGGCCUGGAGGAAGAAGAGAAAGUAUGAGCUUGGAAGGCAACCUGCCAACACUAAGUUGUCCAGCGACAAGUCAGUCAGGAGGAUUAGAGUUCGUGGGGGUAAUGUGAAAUGGCGUGCUUUUAGGCUUGAUCAAGGAAACUACUCUUGGGGUAGUGAGGCUGUGACUAGAAGGACCCGUAUUCUUGAUGUGGUGUACAAUGCAUCUAACAACGAGCUCGUCCGUACUCAAUCUCUGGUGAAGAGUGCCAUUGUUCAGGUUGAUGCAGCACCAUUUAAGCAGUGGUAUGUUCAGCAUUAUGGRGUGGAUAUUGGACGGAAGAAGAAAACCACAGCAUCUGCGAAGAAGGAAGAGGAAGGUGAUGAGGAGGAGAAGAAGAGUAACCAUGUCCAGCGCAAACUAGAGAAACGUCAGCAGGACCGUCAGCUUGAUGCACAUAUUGAAGAACAAUUCAGCAGCGGUCGUUUGAUGGCUUGUAUCUCAUCACGACCUGGGCAAUGUGGCCGAGCAGAUGGAUAUAUCUUGGAGGGCAAAGAGCUCGAGUUCUAUAUGAAGAAGCUGCAAAGAAAGAAGGGAAAAGGAGCCGGUGCUGCAUAAAUGUGUUAACCAUUGCUUCAUCUUUUGAAGGCGACGAGCAGUUGCAGUUGAAUGAAACAACUAUUUUGGAACUUCAGUUUUGAUGGUAAUAGUUGUUUAAUUAUAAUACUUAGCCCCUUCCAUGAUAGCAACAGUUUGUUUAUUAGCUUGAGUUUUUAGGUUCAAUUUUUUCCUAGUAUAUGUACUCAUUUUUGUAGUGGUGUAAGCGGGUCGGUUCAGUUCGGUUCGAUUCCAUCUAGAAUGUGUUUGGUUUCUUAAACCACAACUGCACUAAAGCUCUUUCCAUCCAUUUUUUAUUAGAAGAGGAUAAAUUUUYCCAA